UACUUUUAAUACAAAAUAGGUCAUAAUUAUUGGCCAAUUUAUUGCCAGUAUUAUAUUUCUAAGGAUUAUAGAUCGUAAUGGUAAUGGUAAGAGAACAAAAGUGGUACAACAUUUAGUCGGAGACUGUAGAAUUGUAAGUUACAAUAAGAUUACGAUAAAAUCGAAAAAUGAUAAAACAAGAUAAAAGAGAAUGAUACAAGACAAAAUAGGGGUGAUUAUUCAGGAGAUGAAAAGUAUGGAUGGAUGAGUGUGGCAAGGAAUAAUUGUAAACCAAGUCCCUUCUUGGCAAAUGCAAGCUAAAGCAAUAAAUAUUCUAUUCUAUUGUUAUUCUGCUCGAGUGCGAUCGUGAAUUGUAUUUUCAAAUUAGCAUUCGCUUCUAUUCUAAAGAGCCGAAAAUAAAACUUUAAUACAUUAAAUUACUCGUGGGGCAGUGCGAGACUUUAACUUGUAUGAAGGAAGAAAAUAAUUCUCGACACGCUAGGCGUACAAUAUGGCGAACAAAAGGUUACGGACCCCUGAUACUGGGACGCCUGAUCACCCCGCGCUUUAUCCAGUCGAUCGUUGAGCGGCUCGUUGACUCUCGUCCACGAUGACGCGAUGACGGUGCGAUCUCGUCCUGGUUGACCUCGGCUGGGAGUCUCUAAUCCAUGAUUCCGCCGCGAGUCGGCCUCGAUGACGAGAACCCACGCACCGCGCUCGGAUACCGAUGCUCUCCGCGACUCUCGUCGCCCCCGCCCUUCCCUCUGCGCGCCCGCGGACUCGGAGCAAUCGCGUUUUCCCGGAUGGCCCCCACGGAAACCGGACACACAAUGGGUCCACUUCCGCUGAGCGCAAGGCCAGAGAUGUCGGACGUGGGGGCCCCGCUUGUCCGACCCCCGCGCGCGCAUCGACGUCGUCCGUGAGCCCGAAGCUCCGUGUGCCCUCCGCCUGGGCCCCCUACGGCCUGUUGCGCUCAUCGGCAAUGCACGAUUUACUGUUUCGCCGUUCUCUCUUCUGUUUCUCUCUCUUCCUCUCUCCACUUCCCAGGUGUACAGGUGUCCAUUAUUUCCACGCUUCCCGCCGAUUUCGACCGUCAGUUUGAUUACGGAUGCCAUUCGCACCGCACGCGUGAUUUCGGCGUGUACGCUCGCACGCCUCUUUCUCGCGCGCGACAGCACGGGCGGAUAGCACGGGGGACGCGCGCAAGAUCGAGCCCUUCAGGAUCGCGGAGCCUCCUCGCAACCGCAAUCACGCCGAAGGGACGGAAGGCUCGCUGAACGGUGAAGAAAAGAACUGGGGGAGAGCUGUCCCUCCCGGAUUGUAAUAGCGAUUGGCAUGUCCGCGACGAGGUAAUCUGUACAUUUCAAUACCACGAUGCGGAUAGUUCACAGUUCAAUUAGCAUGCUACCAGCCAUUUGGAUAUUCAUCGUGUUAGAUCUAUUGGUUAACGUUUCAGCGCAAACGACCUGCAACGGGGGUCUGGGUAGGGUGGUUUACGAGAGACUUCCGGAUCAGCAGCUUCAGAAUUUCGACGACGAUGUGGUGCGAGACUCGGCGCCUCCAUUUAGGGUCUUGGAGAAGUGUCAGGAGCUCUGCCUGCGGGACAGAACGGCGACGAACAAUCUGGUUCGUGCGUGUACGAGCUUCGACUUUCAGCCCGGCAGCAGAAUCGCGUCCUUCAGCGGUGCCGCCGAGUACGAGGAGAGUAUUUGCUAUUUAACGAGGGAACAGGCGCAGCCGGAGGGCAUAGGAAAUCUCAUGCUCGUACCGAACAGCGUGCACUUUACCGAAGUAUGCUUAGCGUCUGACAGAAUAGAAAGGGAAUGUCCGAAUCGCCGUUACGUAUUCGAGAGGCAUCCGAGGAAGAAGCUGAAGCUACUCCUGACCGAUAUCAAAGAAGUCAGCGCCGCUAAUAGGACCGAUUGCGAGGACAGAUGCCUCAACGAGUUCAGUUUCGUCUGCCGAUCGGCGACGUACGACACUGCCCUGAGGAGCUGUUCUCUCAGUCGCUUCACCAGGAGAACUCACCCCGAAUUACUGGAGGACGAUCCGAAUUCUGAUUAUCUGGAAAAUACCUGCCUCAAUGCUGAAAGACGAUGCGACGGACUCGCAGUGUUCGUCAAGGAAGAAAACAAGCGUUUACGCGGCCCCUUUGAAGUGGAUAUAUACACGAAUCUCACUUUAGACGAAUGCCAGGCGCUAUGUCUCAGAGCAGAGAAAUAUUUCUGUCGCAGCGUUGAGUUUGACGAGCAAACUCGGCAGUGCGUCAUAUCUGAGGAGGAUUCUGUUUCACAGAAGGACGACAUUGGGCUUAGCAGCAGCCCGAGCCAUCACUUUUACGAUUUAGUAUGCCUAGAUAAUCAUCCGUCCGUAGCGCGCGGCUCCGAAUACCCGGACAGCAGCUCGACGUCGCCCUUUUUCUCCGAUGGUCGCCGUCCGGACACGGCCUUCCAGCGUUAUCGGAACUCGCGUCUGAGCGGCGAGUUCCACUCGGAGAUCACCGGACGCAGCCUCAGCGAGUGCCUGGACGAGUGCCUCCGGCAGACGAGCUUCCAGUGCCGCAGCGCCGUUUACUCCGAGCAAUAUCACACCUGCCGAUUGAGCCGGUUCAAUCAGCGGGACGGUAACCGGAUUAUCUACGAUGCCGAUUACGACUAUUACGAGAAUCUCAUGCAUCAAUAUCUCGACGGCGAUCGCGAUAACCCUGGAUAUAGACCAGAUCCCCUGGGACAGGACACAAACUUUGGACGACCCUCUUUAGGAAGACCCGGAACUGGAUACCCAGAUGAUUACGACAAAGGAUAUUCGAGCAGCGUCAAGCCUGAUCGUUAUCCCGACCGUUAUCCAGAUCGUAUGCCAGAUCGUUAUCCCGAUCGGUAUCCCGAUCGUUACCCAGACCGCUAUCCCGACCGUUAUCCAGACCGCUAUCCAGACCGAUAUCCGGAUCGUCGCCCUUUAGACAAAUACCCGGAUAACAAAUAUCCAGACGAGUCCGAUAAUUAUCCCGAUCGGUAUCCUUCCAGUGAUCGAUAUCCUGAUAGGUAUCCCGCAGAUCGUUAUCCCAUGGAUCGUUACCCUGCAGAUCGUUAUCCCAUGGAUCGUUAUCCUACAGAACGUUAUCCUGCAGAUCGUUAUCCCGCAGAUCGUUACCCCGCGGACCGUUAUCCCGCAGAUCGUUACCCCGCAGAUCGUUAUCCCGCAGAUCGUUAUCCCGCAGAUCGUUAUCCAGAUCGAUAUCCCAAUAGAGGAGGAGAUCGCCGUCCCGUCAAUGGCAUCAAUAGAUAUCCCGAUGCCGGAACUCUGGGGAAAUAUCCCGCGAAUUCCGUAACGUACGGAGUUCGAUUGACUCCAAGCCGAUAUCCCGACAUGCUUGAUCGAUACAAUCCCAAUACAAUCGAUCGGUAUCCUUAUCCAGAAGACGCGUUGGACCGAUAUCCCAUGCCAUCAGGUGAUAGAUCUCCCAUCGAUCGAUAUCCAACUGGGAGAUAUCCGGACAAGGAUCCUUAUGCUAGCCGCCGGUAUCCGCCGCCAGGAAUGUACCCGCACGGAUUCGCCGACGACGUCCGUGGUCCUCAGAGCCACGGUCCCGAGCCACGACCUCAUUAUGGCGGCGGGCCUUACGGUUCAGUGCGGCCCAUCGGAGGAUACGGAGGAUACGGCGACGGCGGUGGCGGCGGCCUUGGCGGUGGCGGCAGUGUCGUUGGUGGCGGAUACAUAGGCGAAGGCGGCGUCUACAACUCUCGUCCAUUUGGAAACGCCGGCGGGCCCAUCAUAGGCAGACCACCGCUCGUGUCCAGAUGCGACGAGCAGGAUAAUUUCAAGCAGGUCGGAUCUCACACCAGGGUGCGGAAGCCGUUCGUCAGGCGGUACACCACUUCCUCGUCGUUGGCUCAGUGCGAGAGGGAGUGCGCUGACGCUCGAGACUUCGUUUGCAGGUCCUUUAAUUACCGGCCGUACGCCGCGCCUUACGGGGCCGAGAGGGAUAACUGCGAGCUCAGCGACCGGGACUCCAGGGACAUGGACAUGGGCAAUCCGGUUUAUUACGACUCGGGUUCCGAUUACGAUUUCUACGAGAGGAACAACGGCCGCCAGGGCGCGGACGGGGAAUGUCUGGAUGUGAGUCAGGUCUGUAGCGAGGACGGAAUGGAGUUUACCCUCAGGACACCGGAGGGAUUCAUCGGGCGAAUUUACACGUAUGGAUACUAUGACCGGUGCUUCUUCCGCGGCAGUGGCGGGACCGUGAACGUGCUCCGUAUCAGCGGACCUCAGGGAUACCCCGAGUGCGGCACACAGCGAUACGGCGAUACGAUGACGAACAUCGUGGUGGUGCAAUUUUCGGACUACGUGCAAACCGGACGGGACAAACGGUUCAACCUGACGUGCAUGUUUCGGGGGCCCGGCGAAGCUGUCGUCACAUCCGGCUACAUCGGUGCCGGGUAUGCCAGAUCAGGGUCUCCCAUUCCCAUCGAGUAUCUUCCAGCGGAAAACACCCUGAGCUCCAGAGUGCGCCUGAUGAUUCUCUACCAAGGUAGACCUACGACGACCAUCGCUGUCGGCGAUCCUCUGACUUUCAGACUCGAAGCUCAGGAUGGGUACAAUUACGUAACGGAUAUAUUCGCUACCAACGUUAUUGCAAGAGAUCCUUACUCUGGCAGAAGUGUUCAACUAAUAGACAGAUAUGGCUGUCCGGUGGACAACUACGUGUUUCCGGGUUUGGAUCGUUUGCGCGACGGCGACAGCCUCGAAGCUCGCUUCAACGCUUUCAAAAUACCCGAAUCAAAUUUCCUGGUGUUCGAGGCGAAUGUACGAACGUGUCGCGAUGGCUGCCAGCCGGCGUAUUGCUCCGGUGGUACCGGCAGAAGCGAGCCGUCCUUCGGCAGACGGCGAAGGGACGUAAAUAACGACACGGUGGCGAACGAGGACGAGGCAUCGCCGAUAACGGUGAUCGACGGUGACUCCAGCAACGCGUCGACGACAAUCUUCAACGCAACCGACGCUGCGAACGAUGAGUUGGAUAACGAAGAGGAGGAAGAGCACGUCAGGGAAAUGAUAGAGGUUCUCGACUCGAGAAUGGAUAUUGAGGAAGACACCCGUGUCGAGAAGCAAACUAAGAUCUUGGAAAAUAUUUGUAUAACGCAAAACGAAUACUACGGCUUGGUGACUGCAGUGGGCAUUCUCGUCGUGCUCUUAGCCUCCGUUGUUCUCUUAUCUAUGCUCGUUUACCGGAAAUACGUUUAUUCCGUGAUCAUGAAAAAUCGUAGACUCGAUAAAACUUGCAAUCGCAGCAGUCAUUCCGACGAGCCUUACAGCAGCCGAGUCAACAACUUUUCUUUUAUGAGGGCAGGUCUUCAGAAACCGUUUCAGGCAACAUCAAUCUCGAGAUCCAUGAGCAACGCCAUCAGCCAACGCCUCGCCUCGUCGUCCACCGCUUUGGAGGGUGCGGUGGGUUUAUCCGCCGGCCGACGUGGCGGUUUCGAUCCGAGCGAGCCGAUCUAUACCGAUCCCUCGCUUUUCGAGGUCACUCCUUGCUCGAAUGCCCCGAAAUCGGCUCUCAGCGACAAUUUUCAUCUUAUGUGAAGAAGAAAUACGUAAAGAGAUCGAUCCUGAAAUUGCAUAAACACGAACGAUUCCUGCUCUAUUUAUUUACUUUAAUGAGAGUACACGAAACCGACUAACGACAACAAAUCCGUGACAAAUCAACAUCCGAUACAAUCUAUUCUGUCACUAGUCAAUAAUCCACUGCCAAUCCACCUGCUAACGACUGUCGAAGCAUUUAUCAAUGAUCCUUCAGAGAUUCCGAAUCGAAUUUUAUUAUAACGAUUUUUAUUAUAUCGUUGAGAAAAGAUUAAAUUAGAAUCUACGUUUAUAUAUAAUAUUAUUACUAAUAAUGGAGAAGCUAAGGAUAUCGUUUUAUAAAAAUAUUUCCUAAAGAUGCUUCAGAAUUAGCAUCUACUGUUUCUCUCAAACGACAUUCCAAAAAUGACUGCAUUUAAUAUAUAAUAAUGUAGAAAUUUAAGUUUCAAAUAAACAAGAGUAUUUUAACAAUAAGACGCAAAGAAAACUCGUAAUACAUUUAAUUUUAAUGAUAAUAAGACAAAAUAAAAAACUCAUUGUAUGUUUCUUACAAAAUCCACUUUUCAUUUUUUACGGUUUUUUUAAAAUAAUAAUAGAAGAAUGUAGAUCAAUAAGAAACAUUUAAUUAAAGAAUCUUAUUUGGUUAUAGCUAGAUCUUUGUACUAAUAUUUCUUGUGUGAUUAAAACAGAUUAAAAAUGUUUUAUAAUUGUAACUAAUAUUUUCUAAAUCUAUCUAUUUAUGAAACUACAUGUAGACAAAGUUUCAUUAAAAUCAGAAUUUGACAGUUUGCAAGGUUUUCUUGUAAGACACCCGUUUUAGAAAAUUAGAAGGUUUCAGUUCAAUCCCUGGUUGAGAUAUUAUUUUCCGCAACAAAUUCUUUACACUAUUUGACGGAGAGUAAGAGACUUGUAAGCGUUAUUAUUAUUAUCAAUUUAAUAUUGCGAUUACACGGAAAGAACAAUUUUAUUGCAGCAAAAAAAAUUUAGCUAGAUACAAAUCAGAAAAUAAUUUCAUGUUGAGAGAACAAAAUAAUUAUCUAGGACGCCCAAGAAUGAUAAUGUUGCUGCAACAGUUUCGACAUUCCAGCAGCCAAAUUAAGCAUCUUGUACAAUUUUUUAAAUAAUCAACAUAAUUAUUUUCAGAUACGUAUUUAAACAAAAUUGUUCUUUUCAUGAACUAAUCUUUAAAUUUCUUAGAACUGUGUUUUAAGACUAGAAAUUUAUUUGGCGUGCAGUUUGACAAACUUGAAAAUGUAUAUAAAAGCACACAAAAAAUAGCACGAAAAUCCAGCUAUAUCUGAAUAAAGCUCAACUUAAAUUUUUUUUUUUUUUUUAUUUGGAAUAAACGAGUUCUCUAUGCUCUUAUAUUUUAACAACAAAAAUGACUGAUCCAGACACACAAGGAAUACGAAUAACGUAAACAUCGAAAUGUUUUUCUUUUAUAUUAUUCUCAUAAUUUUGUCAGCUCUCCGUCGCGUAUGCAUUCGUCAAAAGUCGCAACGUUCAUUCACAAGCCAAAUAAUAUCACAUAACGUAACAAUUAUUAAUUACUAGCAAGUAAAAGAUCAUCAGAAGGUUCACAUAUUUAUUAUGAUAUCCUAAUUUUACAUUUAUGAGAAAUAAAUUAGUAUUAUACAGA
Solenopsis invicta (red fire ant) is the source of this 7192-nucleotide messenger RNA. RefSeq lists its product as uncharacterized. Bases 1354 to 5556 code for a protein of 1400 amino acids. The record is from RefSeq and is a predicted model, not a curated record. The transcript is spliced from 20 exons. NCBI's taxonomy places the organism in Eukaryota, Metazoa, Arthropoda, Insecta, Hymenoptera, Formicidae.